Molecule: messenger RNA, 3609 nt
Organism: Sycon ciliatum
Lineage: Eukaryota; Metazoa; Porifera; Calcarea; Leucosolenida; Sycettidae
Product: MFS-type transporter SLC18B1-like
Exons: 1
Coding region: 256-2229 (657 amino acids)
Biological process (GO): transmembrane transport
Molecular function (GO): transmembrane transporter activity
Source: RefSeq, a predicted model, not a curated record
CACGCGUAAAAAGUAGGGAAAUUUGACGGAACGAUUCUUUUCAGCUGGCGGUUCCUUACCCGAACCGUUUCACCCCUAGUAAAAAAAGUCUUUCUGCACGCUCCCUGCUACCAGCGCGGGUCUUGAACUCGGGACUUAGAGAUUCGCAGGCAGGCCUGCAAACCAAUCGCCGAAUCGGAUAUGCGUUGGUGACUUCCUUGUGAGGUCUGCAUUCGCCACUAAGGUGAACAGGCAUAGUGCAGUGGUGGCCUGCGGAUGCGAAGGCUAAUUUGUGUGUUUCUGAACAUUCAAGCGAUGUCGAUGCGGAUCCCGCGAAUAGUCUGGCAGCCGGAAAUGGAUGAGGAUGAUCUUCCGAUUGUUCUGCCGCUUUGGAGUAGAACAGGACCGCGGUUGUUUCCCAAAUACAGCCCAGUGCGCGUGCGAGGCUGUAAAUCCGCAAAUUUCUGCCGCAGCGCCAGCCCGCUGUGUUUAGCACCGGUGCAGCAUAACAGCACUGUCAGCAGGAAAUCCGCAGAUGAUGCAGAAAACCUUCUAUCCGGCCGCGAGGACAAGGAUGGCGUUCCACUACAAACCUGUUCAGAAGUGCAUCGCCAGAAUAGGAAAGAGGGCGAUAGAGAAGUAAGAAAAUACUCUCGCCGAAAGCUGUUACUGGGUGCUUGCGUUAUGGCAAAUAUCGUAUCCGUUUCCCUGGCCGUCUCUAUUCUCUUCCCGUUUCUCACCAGGGAAGUGCUGAAAGCCUUUCCGACUGCAGGAAUCGGUCGCCAUCUGGUGGUGGGUGUUUUAUUUUCUACGACAACUAUAGUCGAGGCUGUUGUUGCACCAGUAACAGCUACCGAUCUGCACAAUGCUGGAGAGAAGAACGUGCUUGUGUUGAGCUCAUUCCUGGUGAGCGGUUCACUGCUGCUGUUUGGAUUUGUCAACCAGGUCAAAUCAUGGACUGCAUUUGUGCUACUGGCUAUACCAAUACGAGUUGUACAAGGUGUUGGCAGUGGUGCCAAUUUCACCGCUGCAUACACCUUACUUGUGACCACAUUUCCAGAGUCGACAGGACUAGUGAAUGGAAUUAUCCGUGCUCUGAAUGGCUUUGGCUAUGCGGUUGGCCCCGCUGUCGGUGGUUUCCUUUACGAUGUUGGCGGCUUUCACUUGCCCUGUUCUGUGAUGACGGCAGUGUGGACAAGCGUGGUGAAUACCAUCCUCCUCAUUGGCACAGAAAAAAGCGAUAGAGACAGUGGCAUACACACAAGACUGCGGCAAGGAAAGAGUGCAGUGACGUUCAAACAUAUCCUCAGUUUCCCAUGGGUAUGGAUGUGCAUGCUGCUACUAGCCAUGGGCAUAGGAAUGUGCGGACUGGUUGAGUCCACCAUAUCUCAGUUCAUGAAGGAUGAGUUUGGUGCAUCGUCAAGCAAAGGCGGACUAGCACUGCUGCUGUUCUCGUUCUCGUUUGGUGCUGGGUCGUUCCUGUGUGGUGUUGCGUUGGAUAAGUGGAUAGGGCCAAGAACUAUGUGCUUGUUUGGACUCGGUGCGGCCAUUGUGUCUUUCCUGAUGUACGGGCCGGCAUCGAUACUCCCCAAAGGACCCUCGGUGCCGUUGACUUACAUCUCCACCGUACCGUAUGGAAUGGCGGUGGCCAUUCUACUCACAUCAGCACCCGAGGACAUGCUGCGCACAUUGCGACGCCGUGGUGUGGGUGAUGCAUGCUCUGUGGGUGCAUACGUUGGUGCAGUUACGCAGGUCGGCAUAUCAUUAUUUUACACACCCGGAUUACUACUGGGUCCCGUCCUGUCAGCUACUGUAGGAGUGAGGAAACUAUCCUCCUUACUUGCCGCAGUGUACUUCUCACUUGCCAUCAUCUUUCUCAUUGGACAUGUCAGAACUUGGAGAAGGGACAAACAAUUGGAUAGCCCAGGCACCCCAGCAGAGAGUGACAGUGAACCCAUCAACAACGCUAAGACAGCAUGUGAACAGAGAGAGAUGAUACCACUCGUGACAGCCGCUGAGCCCAGGGACCCGGCCAGUCAUGGCGCAGCACCUGUACAUGUGAGCGGACAAGGUAGAAAUGGAACGUUAACUGCAGUCUGGCAAAAACUGUUUUUUUGCAUGACGGUUACCUACAACUAUCUGUUUUUCAGAUCCCAAAGUUUCAGGCUGAUACUAUGGUGGGAAGUGCCUUACAUUCACCAUUUUCUAGAUGCCGGUCAGUAUUUUAACGUCUGUUUCGGGAUGAUUUAAACAGUCCACCCUUCAGUACAACCAAAACACUGAAAAAAACCCAUUAUCUUGGCCUGUUUUUCUCCACAAGUGUAUAUCAGCGUGAAAGAUGAGCUGAUCACACAUAUGGACUCGUUUGAGGUGGAACCAAGCAACAAAACCACAUAACUAGAAACAGCCGGAGCCGAAAAAUCAGCUCCAGAGUAACUCGUGAUGCAAGGCAAAAUAAUAGGACUGUUGAAGCUGGUACUCAAUCCACACAUCAAAUACCACUACACACAUGUCAAAAAUAGAAGAAUUUGGCGGACAAAUGGUAAUUCCAGUGCGUUCUUGCUUCAGCCAUGUGUGCACGCUCUCAUCGUAUACUGUUGGCGACCUCGGACUCUGCUCUGAUGCAUUGAGGCUCCCGACGACUGAGCGGCGCACCUUGGUAAUAUAGUUUGUAACAUUUUGGCAGGAGACAGACAGCUCUUGAACACACAGCAUCGAAAUAAUAUUCCGGAGACGCACCACCAAUACGGUGCCCAUUGGCGAAGCAGGACGAGUCCACAGACUUGAGAAACUGUACUUAACGUAACGUUACACAUCAGUCCGCAAUCCGAGGCCCGAUUUGACUUCUUUCCACUCAGCUCAUGUUCACCAGCCUUGACCAUUCUGUGUAUCUCAAUUCUUAAAACACUCAUUUCCAGACAGUGCACGAUGCAGGUCUGCCACUUGCAUCCAAUGCAUUGGGCAACAGCUAGCUAGUUGUUCUGGGCUAUUAAGUCCCUGCAUACGUUCCCCUGUGGUGCACGACGCUAUUGUUUCUUCAGCUCCUGCCAUGUGUGCUUCAGAGCUCUGAAGUCAGUUCGGCGUAUACAUUCAGUACAACUCAGCAUCCACAGGAACGUUCCCCUUCAUUGGUGUUACCAUCAUCACUGCUGUCACCACGUUCGCCUGCAUCCGAAAGAUCCAUCUCAUUUGUUCCCUAUGUCUUUUUGUACCGCGCUGAAGCCAGCAGCAAACAAAACGCUGAUCGGCACGUCGUCACGGUUUUCGGCGUAGUGGAAGACGCUCUCGACUACUACCUGACUCAGAAACGCUCUCAGAAUCAGAGAAGCUCUCAGCACCUGACAGCAGGCUAUCAGCUGAUCGCCGUCACCUCCAAAUUCGCCCGUGAAUACGCCACCCGUCGCACAACUAGCUGCCAUAUCUUCCUUCAGCCAUAACGGAUUCACUUCAAAUUUUCAGUGCUGGACCUUGAAGCCCUGUGCUGAGCGAGGCACAAGCGCUUGAUGCAAAUAGAGCCCUCUAACCCAGGUAAAAAAUAUGCCACAGUUUGCCAAACUUCAAACGCCUGUAUCUCAAAAUGAUGUCAUGCAGCUAACGUUCCAUUUCUACCUUGUCCGCUCACACAUGUAC